This is a messenger RNA of Drosophila eugracilis, 2257 nucleotides long. RefSeq names its product protein phosphatase PTC7 homolog. The transcript has a single exon. Lineage: Eukaryota; Metazoa; Arthropoda; Insecta; Diptera; Drosophilidae. The record is from RefSeq and is a predicted model, not a curated record. The coding region runs from base 137 to 1246 and encodes 369 amino acids.
UCUAGUAAAAAAUUUUAAACUAAAAAUUAUACAUCUCGAAAGUUUAGUUUUCGUUCGGCAUUCGUUUGAAUAACACACAUAAACCACUUCAAUUGUGGAUCAUAAAUAUACAGCAGUUUGUUAAGAAAACAGGGCAAUGGAUGUGGAUUGCAGUGGAUCCCGUCGAACUAUCCGGCGAACCUUAAUUAAAUGCUGCGAGCAACUACUCGACAUAGUCCUAGCCAUGACCUAUGGAGGUAGUCAGUUUUUGCGACGUCUAUGGGGGCUUAAUGGUCGAGAACUUCCUCAAAAUGAUCCUAAAGAAAAUGGUGAUGGUUGGAUGUUUAUAAAUCAACAUAAUCAACGCCAUAAUUCCAAUUUGAGUGCCCAAAAGGAGGUGUUGGAAUCAAGGAGUUCAGGUGCCGAUGGUGAUUUUCUUGGAAUCGAGGGAAAAUCCGAAACUCGGCCACUGGAACUAGUUAGCGUGGUUUGCGGAUUUGCCAAGGACUCAAUAAUAAAUCGGCGUGGAAAAUUCGGUGAGGAUGCCUGGUUUAUGUCUUCCAAUUCGGAAGCAUACACUAUGGGCGUGGCCGAUGGCGUUGGCGGUUGGCGAAAUUAUGGCGUUGAUCCUGGUAAAUUUAGCAUGUUCCUUAUGCGAUCCUGUGAAAGAUUGUCGUGUUUAAAGGAUUUUGAGCCGGAAAGACCGCACUUACUGCUAGAACGAGCCUAUUGUGAUCUUCUGAAGCAAGAGUCUCCCAUUGUGGGCAGCUGUACUGCCUGUGUUUUGACUUUUAAUAGAAGGAACAGUACCCUGUAUACUGCUAAUAUAGGUGAUAGUGGUUUUCUGGUGGUGCGAUCCGGCUCUGUAGUUUGUCGAUCCCAGGAACAGCAGCACUGCUUCAAUACCCCCUAUCAAUUGGCCUCGCCACCGCCUGGUCAUGACGUUAACGUAAUAUCCGAUGGUCCAGAUACUGUGGAUAGAAUCCAAUUCCCAAUGGAACUGGGCGACGUUAUCCUUUUGGCCACCGAUGGUUUAUAUGAUAAUGUACCGGAAAGUUUUCUCAUCGAGGUCCUUACGGAAAUGUCCGGCAUUUCGGAUCCUGUUCGUCUUCAAAUGUUCGCCAAUGCGCUGGCCUUCAUGGCUCGAAUUUUAAGUCUGAAUCCUAAGCACGAUUCUCCAUUUAGCCAGAAUGCCCGAAAAAUGAAUAUCGAGUUAUCGGGCGGAAAACCGGAUGACAUUACUGUCCUGUUAGCUACUAUUGUUUAGUGGACUCAAUACCCAACACCGGAGAAAAUGGAAUGAAGAUUUUGAGGAAUUAUAGAGAUAAGCAAAUGAACAGCCCAUUUCUUGCAGACUUUACUGACAAAUGUUUAAGACAACCACAAUCCCAAUCAUUUGCUAGUAACGCUGUUUGGAGAAGUUGGGCUUUAGCAUCCAAAAAGAAUCAGUUCUUAUUUUAUCCCUUGAUUCUACGCCAUUUCCUUCAGUCUGUCAUCCAAGCCAAUAAUACUGCUCUUGGUUUUUAACUUUUAUUCGAAGACAUUGCAAUGUAUAUACAAAAAUCAGAUAUCUAAAUUGUUUAAAGUGUAAUAAAAUCUUGGCUUAACUAAAUACUAUGGCUUUUAUGUGAAAAUUUUGAAUUCAUCAGGAAUCAGGCAUUUAACCAAUACAUAACUUGACAAAUAUUAAUCGGUUCCAAAUACAAACAUUCUUAUAAUAUAUUAUAUAAUGGUUAUAUUUUAUGUUGAACCUUUUAAUAGUCUCUUCCUUAUAGUAUCACUGCUUUUACAUAUUGUUUUUCUCUCAAAGAAACCCCGCUAAGUGUUCAAUAAACCAUGAACAAGUUGGGGAACAAAAAUCUGUGGAAAAUGUCAAGUGAGUGUCGUGGCCCUAAUAAACUUAAUAAAAUUCUUCCAUCUACGUGCACUCCUUGCACCGAAGUUCUUUGCUCCCUUUUUUCUCUCUGGUCCUGCCAAUGUGUGUCGUGACAUACGAUAUUUGAGUUUCGAGUUUAACUUUUACACCCGUUUCUUGUAGAGUGAAAGGGUAUAUUGUGUACGUUGAAAAGUAUGUAACAGGUAGAAAAGAAGCGUUUCUCCGACCCUGUAAGGUAUAUAUAUUCUUAAUCAGGAUCAAUAAGUCAAGUCGUUUAAGUCAUGUCCGUCCGUAUGUCCUUAUGAACGCUGAGAUCUCAGCAACUACAAUAUAUACACGAUUGGCAAUAAGCAUGCAGUUUCUUGAGGUACCUACGCUGUUUAUUUCAGCAGCAUGCCACGC